Messenger RNA from Hylaeus volcanicus, 1295 nucleotides. RefSeq lists its product as uncharacterized. The transcript has 11 exons. The record is from RefSeq and is a predicted model, not a curated record. The coding region runs from base 49 to 1119 and encodes 356 amino acids. NCBI's taxonomy places the organism in Eukaryota, Metazoa, Arthropoda, Insecta, Hymenoptera, Colletidae. Gene Ontology annotation, molecular function: GTPase activity.
AUUAAACGCUCUACACAUUUUAACACCAUUUUUUUUCGUAUCGAUCAAAUGAGCAAAGAAAACGAACCCUUUAAUACACCAGGACAUGACGUGCCUUCUGAACCACACUCGGAUGCCUUGCAACAAUCAUCAAAACUUCCUUUAGUUGUCGUCGUUAUUGGAAUGGCAGGCAGUGGCAAAACAACAAUGAUCAAAGCUCUUUGGAAAUAUUUCUCACAACCAAGAGUGUUAGAUGAUAAAGACACGGAACAAGACACAAUAACGGAAAUUCAGCCAGCCUUCAAGACGUAUAUUCUCAAUUUAGAUCCAGCGGUGACCUCUACACCUUAUCCAGCCAAUAUAGAUAUUUGUGAUACUAUUAAAUAUAAGGAAGUCAUGAAACAAUAUAAAUUAGGACCCAAUGGUGCUAUUAUGACUUGCUUAAAUUUAUUUGCUACCAAGUUUGAUCAAGUGCAUGAUGUGCUAUCUAAAAGAGCUCCCAACCUUGAUAUUGUACUUGUUGACACACCUGGGCAAAUUGAAGUUUUCAAUUGGUCAGCGAGUGGCUCGAUUAUUUUAGACACUUUAGCAUUAUCUUAUCCGACAGUCAUCUUGUAUGUUUUGGAUACAGCACGCUGUCAAAGUCCGGUCACUUUUAUGUCAAAUAUGAUGUAUUCUUGUGGAGUUAUGUAUAAAUCCAAACUUCCUUUUAUUAUGGCUUUUAAUAAAAUUGACGUUCAACCUGCUACUCAAUGCCUUGAAUGGAUGAGAAACUAUAAUUCCUUUGCUUCCGAUGUUUGUAAGGAAGAUUCCUAUAUGGCAACUCUUAGUCGCACAUGCGCUUUAUCUAUGAAUGAAUUUUAUGAAGGAAUUCAAAGUGUUUCUUUGUCUGCUGGUACAUCACUUGGGCUGGAAAAGCUAGAAAUAACGUUACAAAAGGCCAGAAACGAGUAUACAAAUAUUUAUUUGCCAUGGUUGCGAGAUCAAAGAGACGUUGUACGAAAGCGUCGAGAAAAACUAGCUGCAGAAUCAGCCAAACAUUUUGCACAAGAUAGAGAAAGGGAUACAAAACAUAAAGAAAGGCAAGACGGCAAUGAUCUUGUUGAUAAAAGAGUUCUUAGGUGGAAGUUUUCGCGCUAAACGUUUCUAUUUCUUUUAUGCGUAACAAGUGAGCAGGCUCGUCAAUUUCUUUUUGCUGAUAACAAAAAAUAUGUUAUUCAAUCUGAUUUUCUUUUUGUUCAUAAUAUUUUUUUGAUUGAUUUGAAAAUAUUUCAUUGAUAAACCGAAAUUCGAGUUAACUCGACUUUGCCUUCAUC